UUUGACAUCAUUCGUAGUUCAUACCCUGGGCGAAAUGGGGACUCGAUUCGCAAUAUCGGUACUGGUUCUUUCCAUCGGUUGGUGCUCUAUAGUAGAUUCAAGUUCCCUGGUGGAGCGUCAAGACAUUCCAAGUGUGCUAGUUACCAUUCCGGGGCUUGGCGAAGUUCGUGGAACCACCGGUCAAACUGCUCGAAGUAAUCAGCCCAUUGCAAAGUUCUACAAUAUCCCGUACGCGGAACCACCGACCGGUGCCCGGAGGUUCAAAGCACCCGUCAAGGCUGCGGCCUGGACUAAUGUUCGAGAUGUUAGCCAACCGGGACGUGAAUGCCCGCAACCGGUCGCUGGACUUAAUCAGAAUAAUGAGGACUGUCUCACCUUAUCAGUGUUCACAAAAAAUACGGAGAAAAGCUUUCCGGUUAUGGUUUACAUUCAUGGAGGAUCGUUUUACUUGGGUUCAGCUGCUGAUCAUCCUCCGGAUUACCUGCUGGAGCGAGAUGUAGUCCUCGUGGUAAUUCAGUAUCGACUCGGUGUCUUCGGGUUCCUGUCCACCUUGAGUAACACCAUUCCGGGAAACGCAGGAAUGCUGGAUAUUAUAAUGGCCCUGGAAUGGGUUCGCGAUCACAUUGGAAACUUUGGUGGGAAUCCACAGAAAGUGACAGUAUUCGGACAGUCCGCUGGUGCGGCGGCAACGUCUGGUUUGCUGUACAGUCCGCUAGUUUCACAAAAUUUGUUCAAUCAAGUGAUUCUUCAGUCCGGGGGUUCGAUUUCAACUUGGGCUAUCGUUCCAAACCCGGUGGAGAAUGCGAAAGAUAUUGCUAAAUACGCUGGUUGCAGCGAAAGUCUUCCACUAGAAGCGAUUGAGCAGUGUUUGAUGACGGUCAAUACUGAAACACUGGUGAAUGCUUUGCCGUUGCAUUUGGUGAAUAUUUAUUCCGACGGAAUGGAAGACGUUGUCGGUAUUGGUAUGGUCGUUGGCGGCCCUUCGGGAUUUUUACAGAGGAAGCCAUUUGAUUCAGUUCGUCGUGGUGAGGUGCGUCGGAACGUCCGUAUGAUGGGAGGAGUUACAAAACAAGAUGGAUCCUUCUUGCUCAACAGUUUCUACGAUGUAUUGGUCAGUAGAAAUCUUACCAGUGAUAAUAAGUUCAUGCAGUAUGAUUUAGUCGAUACCGUCAAUCGGAUAGCAGGAUUAGACGAGGAAUCAGGAGCUUUAACGGCCUUUGAAAUAGAUGCACUUUUCAGCGAAGAUGAUCUGAUGAGUGGAAAUUUCACUCGAAUGGCGAAAGGACUGAUUGAUAUUGCUGGAGCCAUUACACUCAAGGGUCCCGUACUGAGAGACAUUCAAGCCAAUGUCAAAUACAGUGAAAUGGGUACCUAUCUGUACACAUUUGACUACGAAGGAGAGCACACCAGAUUUGGAUAUGGCCAAAACACGUCGCACUAUCCAUAUGAAGGUGGUGUACAUCAUUCAAACGAAAAUAUCUACUUGUUCCCCUCUCCGGUAGAGGUCGCGAAGCUCAAUGACCCGGAUACUAGAAUGUCGGAGAUGAUGGUUGAUCUUUGGACGUCAUUUGCCAUAGAUGGCGUACCCAAGUCGGACAGUGCGCAGCAGUGGCCACCAGUUGAUAGUUUGAUUGGGCCGUACCUGCACUUAAAUUCACCAGCAACGAUUGGUCAAAACUUUUACCGUGAGUUCACUGUGACCGCCAGGGAUGUAUCCAGUGCGGCACGCCACGUGGGAAUAAUCGCAUUGCUUCUUUCGGCUUGUUUAAUGGUCAUCUUCCAUUAGAUUUAAGAUUCGAAAUUAGUAAUGUACCUUAAAAAAACUAAGUAAUGUACGUAAAGUUUAGAUGAAUUUUGCUGACU
Topomyia yanbarensis is the source of this 1863-nucleotide messenger RNA. Its product is annotated as glutactin-like. The record is from RefSeq and is a predicted model, not a curated record. NCBI's taxonomy places the organism in Eukaryota, Metazoa, Arthropoda, Insecta, Diptera, Culicidae. The coding region runs from base 35 to 1786 and encodes 583 amino acids. The transcript is spliced from 5 exons.